Molecule: messenger RNA, 3813 nt
Organism: Thamnophis elegans (Western terrestrial garter snake)
Lineage: Eukaryota; Metazoa; Chordata; Lepidosauria; Squamata; Natricidae
Product: follicle-stimulating hormone receptor-like
Exons: 7
Coding region: 1-1653 (550 amino acids)
Biological process (GO): male gonad development; follicle-stimulating hormone signaling pathway
Cellular component (GO): membrane
Molecular function (GO): G protein-coupled receptor activity; follicle-stimulating hormone receptor activity
Source: RefSeq, a predicted model, not a curated record
AUGCGGUUAAUAUCGAACACUGCCAUCAGAUUUUUGCCUGUUGUUAACCAAGUACAUGCUUUGCACAAAGUUGUGUUAGAUAUUCAAGACAACAUAAAUAUCCGCAAAAUUGAAAGAAAUUCUUUUCUGGGCUUAAGUUCUGAUCGUGUUGAUAUAAGAUUGAAUAAAAAUGGAAUACGUGAAAUUGAAAACCAUGCCUUCAAUGGGACUAUCUUGUCUGAGCUAAAUUUGAGUGAUAAUUAUAACCUAGAAAAGUUACCUAAUGAAGUUUUCCAAGGAGCCCAUGGACCGGGUUAUUUGGAUAUUUCUGAGACAAAGAUCAGCCAACUGCCAAACAUUGGUCUAGAGCACAUUGCCAAGUUGGUAGCGAAAUCUACUUACAACUUAAAAAAGCUCCCUCCCUUGGACAGGUUCCAUGCUUUGAUUGAAGCAAACCUCACAUAUCCAAGCCACUGCUGUGCAUUUGAAAAUCGGACUAAACAAAAUUCUGUGAUGCACCCUAUAUGCAAUAAAUCUGCAAUUUCAGAAGACUCUGAUGAGUUCAGUUUUGAGCUGGAUGAAAAUGAUUACUAUCACGCUCUAUGUAGAGAAGAGUUUAAAGUGGCUUGCUUCCCAGAGCCUGAUGCCUUCAACCCAUGUGAAGACAUAAUGGGCCACAUAAUUCUCCGAGUUCUGAUAUGGUUCAUCAAUAUCUUGGCCAUCAUGGGAAACCUUGUUGUGUUCAUUAUUUUAGUUACUAGCCAAUACAAGUUCACUGUCCCUCGAUUCCUCAUGUGCAACCUUGCCUUUGCUGAUCUUUGCACAGGUAUUUAUUUACUACUGAUUGCAAUCAAAGACAUGCAGAGUAGAACUCAGUAUUAUAACUAUGCUAUUGACUGGCAAACUGGGGCUGGUUGCAAUACAGCUGGUUUUUUCACUGUCUUUGCAAGUGAACUCUCCGUAUACACUUUAACCGUCAUCACCUUAGAACGAUGGCAUACCAUCACCUAUGCCAUGGAACUAGACCGCAAAGUUCGCUUCCGGCAUGCAGUGAUAAUUAUGUUGGUAGGAUGGGUCUUUGCCUUCAUAGUGGCCCUCCUUCCCAUAUUUCAAGUCAGCAGCUACAUGAAAGUUAGCAUCUGCCUACCUAUGGAUAUUGAAACUCUGCUUGCUCAGACCUACGUCAUGUUUUUGUUGAUAUUAAAUAUUCUUGCCUUUAUUAUCAUCUGUUCCUGCUACAUCAGCAUCUACUUCACGGUGAGGAAUCCCAAUGUUUUCUCAUCCAACAGUGACACCAAGAUUGCCAAACGCAUGGCCAUACUCAUCUUCACAGAUUUCCUUUGCAUGGCACCAAUCUCCUUUUUUGCCAUUUCAGCAUCACUCAAAGUCCCUCUGAUCACUGUGUCCAAUUCAAAGAUCCUCCUUGUUUUGUUCUACCCCAUUAAUUCAUGUGCCAAUCCAUUUCUUUAUGCCAUCUUCACCAAGACAUUUCGCAGGGAUUUCUUCAUCCUACUAAGUAAGUUUGGCUGCUGUGAAAUGUACGCUCAGAUUUAUAGAACGGAAACCUCCUCUUCUGUUCAUACCUCCCAUAUGAAAAAUGGGCAUUGUACACCAGCUCCUAAAACCAGCGAUGGAACAAUUUAUUCAUUAGUGCCUCUGAAUCAUGUGAACUGAAGCAGAAUGUCUGUAAAUUUAUGUCAAAGGUUAUCGAAUAGUGAUCUUUGUUUCCUCGGCAAGAUGAAGGAAAUUACAAGAGAUGACAAAUGUUUUCCAUAAUCUCAAAUUGCUAUUUAGUUAUUUAGUUCUCAGGCAUACCACACUGAUAUAAAAUUCAACUAAUGGGGUUAAAUGUAGUUACCAAUGUGUGAUAAUAUUGCUGAAAUAUCUUGAUUUAGCCAACUUGAUAAAGCACAUAGUCUCAGCUGCAAACUUAGCUAUAUUUAAAAUAGAUUUAUUCAAAUCAAUGAGAAUUAUGUUGAUCAUCAGUAACUUAAAAAGUUCUCUACUUACUAUGACUAGCUCUGGAUUUAAGCUAUUUGUGAAUGUACUCUCCAAACUAAACUGGUUUUUUUCAUUAUAGAGAUCAAAGUAGUAAUAUAUUUUUGCUUACUACAUGCUUCUUUAAUGAGCAGAUAAGACAAAUUUAUACCAAGUUGACACUGGUGUAAUCCAGAUCAGAACUAUCUGCUAUAACUGACAUUUCCAAAAUCUUGGGCAAGUUCAUUUCCCAAUAAUUUUCCUACCUGAAAUCUCAUUAAAGAAUCUAAAAGACCAGAAAUGAAACCUUUAUGUAUAAAAUGCAUGUUGUGUCACUUUUUUAGUAAGAUCUUCCUACAUUUACCUUAGCAAUAAAUGGCAAACGGUCUGAGACUUAAUAAAAUUAGGUGAUCAAAUACUGUACAUUGUUGGAACCAUAGAUCCUUGCUUCCCUUUUUUUAACCGUUCUUCAGAUCAAAGAAAUAUGAAAACCAUACAAUCUAUAUAAUGCAAAGGUCAGGAAUCUCCCAUCCAAAAGCAGAAAUCUCAAUCCAGAUCUUUGUGAAUUGUCAAACAUAUAUCUCCUUUAUAGUCCACUCUAAGUUGCUGAUACUGGUCUGUUCCUUGAUUACAAAGCUGAUGGAAGAAACUAAAUUAUAAAUUAUGAAAGGGAUUCCUGGCUACAGAUGGUUUGUUUCAUGUUGUUGGGUAUAAAUAAAAGAUUUGUCAAAUCCUUGUUUGCCUGCAAGAAUAGCAAAGGAACACUACCUAGCUAAGGUAGUACAAGUUUCCCCACAUGACAAACUAAGGUACGGAAAAGGAGAGAUUACAGUUAGAAAAAUGAUAUAAUAAGUUAUCUUCUCCCUCCCUUCACCAUUAAAUGAUGGGUUCAGAAAACAUGAUAAUACUGUAUGUACGUUUUGCUAGGCCUGGAUGACAUGUUGAAUAAUUUAUUAUUGCUUAACCAAAUUAUUAUAGCUUAUAAUUUUGCCUUAAUGUGAUCUUAGUUCUCAUAAUAAAUGUAGAUAAUAGUUGGUGGCUGGAGAAGGCUCCUGCAUAUUCCUGGGACAACAAAGAUGAUUGGCAAGCAAGUCCUUGAAUACUUAAUACUAGACAUGUCACUAGAAGGCAAAAUCACAAAACUGCAUCUUAUUUACCUUGGCCAUGACAUGCCAUGGAAUUCAUUGGAGAAAGUAUUUAUGUUUGGAAGUGUUAGCAGUAAAAGGAAACUAGGACAUCAAAGAAUAAGGUGGCUGGACACCACCAAAGCUGACAUCAACCAGAGCAAAGAAAAACUCAAAGAACUAGUGCAAGAUCAGAAGAUGUGGACACCUGGCCCACAGAAUUACCAAGAGUCAGAUUCGACUGAAUGGAUAACAUCGUCAUCGUCAAGAAAGCAGAACCUCCUAACUCCAAUUUUGGAUAUAUCUUUUCAGAAUGGAAAUGGAUUAUAGUUAAGCCAUUGGGGAAAGAAUGGAUGAUCAAGGGCAGAUGUGAUAGCAUGGACUUUUUUUCUUGCCCCAGACUUCAGGACCAGAACCAGUGAAUUAAAGCUACAAGGAAAGAGUAGGACAAGACUUUUAUAUGAAGUGAUGACCUGUCCUCCUCUGGAGAUGCUCGGACAGAAAUCAAAAGGCUAUCUGGCAGAGAUGCUAUAAUGGAUACUACAAUGGAUUGCACUAGAUCAUUAUUUCUCAACCUCAGCAACUUUAAGAUGUUCAACAGAAUUGUGGGCUCUAGACAAUGUUAAGGUCCCUUACAAUCCUAUGAUUUAGGAAAGUAGUUUUUUUUAUUGUGGACAGUCUGUAUGGAUUUCAUAUUUUAAAUAGACUGUUUUUGAUAUCUCUUGCUCACAAG